AUGUCACGGUCUUCAACACCACAAAGGCGUUUAUCACGCACAUUAUCAAACACAAAAGUUGUCAAGGAACUUUCCAAUUUUGAAAAAACAGUCGCACAAAUGGAUCAUGGAGAACAAGCAAAGCGUGAGGGUCGUUUUGUAUUCGAAUGCUCCUGGGAAGUUGCAAAUAAAAUUGGUGGAAUAUACACAGUUUUGCGAACAAAAGCAUCAGUGACGACAGACGAAUUAGGUGAUCAGUACUGCAUGUUGGGACCAUAUAAUGAGGAACGAGUAAAGCUAGAAGUUGAAAUCCUACAGCCCGAUGCUACACCACUCAGAUAUGCUUUAGAUCAAUUGAAAGACAUGGGCUUUCAGGCCAGUUAUGGUCGAUGGCUAAUCGAUGGUUAUCCUAAGGUAGUACUGUUUGAUAUAGUUUCAGCAGCUUGGAAAUUAGAUCAGUGGAAACAAGAGCUGUGGGAUUCAUGUAAAAUCGGAAUACCUUACCAUGACAAAGAAUCAAAUGAUGCAGUUAUACUGGGUUUUAUGGUUGUAUUAAUUGUUAUCGCUUUUUACAAUAAAAUGACAUAUAAAAUUUUUUUUUCAUGGGAAAAAACUAGUUAUACUCAACAAUUUUUUAAUGUUUAUAAAUCUGAAGUAGAAGUUAGAAACUAUAGGUUGUGGAGAACAGAUGUUUCGACAGUCUUUACUACACAUGCUACUUUGAUUGGCAGGUAUCUGUGUGCUUCAGGAGUUGACUUGUACAACAACAUCAGUCAGUUCGAUGUCGAUCGAGAAGCAGGAACACGCCAAAUUUAUCAUAGAUAUUGUAUUGAAAGAGCAGCAACUAAUAUGGCUCAUAUCUUCACAACUGUAAGUGAAAUAACAGGUCUAGAAUCAACGCACUUAAUAAAGAGAAAGCCAGAUAUGUUGACUCCAAAUGGUCUAAAUGUUAUCAAGUUUGCAGCUAUUCAUGAAUUUCAGAAUCUACAUUCAAUUGCUAAAGAAAAAAUACAUGAUUUCAUUCGUGGACACUUUUACGGACAUUAUGACUUUGAUUUGGAUAAAACGAUUUAUUUGUUCACGGCUGGACGUUAUGAGUUUACAAAUAAAGGAGGUGACUUUUUCAUUGAAGCUUUGGCACGACUGAAUUAUCUUCUGAAGACUUCAACUGAUCCUCGUUGUAAAGAUGUCACAGUAGUUGCAUUUAUCAUUUAUCCUGCUGCUGCCAAUUCUUUCAACGUAGAAUCUCUGAAGGGUCAAGCAGUAUGCAAACAAUUACAUAGUACUGUGUCCAGGAUAAAAGAAAAUUUGGCAUCGAGAAUGUUUGAAGCUUGUCUAAAGGGUCGCAUACCGGAAAUGGAUGAAUUACUUCUUGCAGAUGAACGCAUUCAAUUGAAACGUUGCAUAUUGAGCGCAAAGCGCGAUACGUUACCUCCGAUUUGUACUCACAAUAUGCUUGAUGAUAGUGGUGAUCCAGUUUUAAAUGCUUUUCGACGUACUCAGCUCAUCAACCAACCACACGACCGCGUGAAAGUGAUAUUCCAUCCAGAAUUUUUGUCAUCUGUUUCGCCUUUAAUGAAUUUGGAUUAUGAAGAUUUUGUUCGAGGUUGUCAUUUGGGGGUUUUUCCAAGCUAUUACGAACCAUGGGGAUAUACUCCAGCUGAAUGUACAGUAAUGGGAGUUCCAUCAGUCACAACUAAUCUAUCAGGUUUCGGAUGUUUUAUCCAAGAGCAAGUUCAAGAUCCACAAACAUUUGGCAUUUUUGUCAUAGACCGCCGUUUUAAAGGGCCGAAUGAAUCUAUUGAUGAACUUGCAAAAACUCUUUAUGAUUUCACACUGCUUUCUCGUCGUCAGCGUAUCAUAAUGAGGAAUCGAACAGAACGACUCAGUGAACUGUUAGAUUGGAAAACUCUUGGCAGUUUUUAUCGGGAAGCACGCAGAAAAGCACUGGAAGUAACCCAUCCCAAUUUUAUGCAAGUAAUUGAAGAAACAGUUAAAAAAAUGCCUCGCCCAACUUCGGCACCUUCUACACCGGUAACUAGUCGAUCGACUUCUCCUCAUGAUACUGAUGAGUCUGAUACUGAGGAACAAGAAGCAUUUGAGGCAAGAGCAUGGAUAGAGGUCAACUAG
Thelazia callipaeda (thelaziosis nematode) is the source of this 2109-nucleotide messenger RNA. The record is from the annotation of a GenBank genome assembly. Lineage: Eukaryota; Metazoa; Nematoda; Chromadorea; Rhabditida; Thelaziidae.